CUCUUUUUUCUUACAAAAAAAAACAAACAUCAAAACCCUAAUUAUAUCGACUCAGUUUGGGCCUCGAAAAACCUAUCUAUCUCUCAUUUUUUUCCUCUCUCUCUGUCUCUCUCUCUCUCUGUCUCUUUUCUCAAUUGGCAAAAUCCGAUUUCUCUCACCCAUCAAUCCUUCAAUCUCAAUCGUUCGAUCCAUCUUCUCUUUACAUUCAACCCAGGAGUAUAUUUGGCUGCGACGAUGUCUCCUGCAUCCAAGUCAAAGUCCAAGGAUAAGAAAACUAGCAAGGAACCUCAGAAGGCUUCUUCAAAGCCUUCAGGAUCUGCUAAUGCGGGUAGUGGUGUUCCGGCUAGUGCAUAUAAUCCAGUUUUGGGAACAUUUCAUACCAUUGAAACAGUGCCAUCGUCCUCAGCUUCAGCUCUUCAAAACAAUGGUCGCUUCCGAAACAUAGAUGAGACAGAUGAGCAUUUGGGGGGAUCACCCAGAGCUGGGGUUGGGUAUGAUUCUGUAUCUAAUAAUGGUAGCUGGUCUGGUGAGUCCGAAGAUCAUAAAGAUAAAACAACUAAUCCUCCUGUCCGGCAGGAAAUAAUACCUGGAGCUGAUAAUGAUAAGCGAGAAAAAAUUCGUCAAAAGAAUGAGAGGAAACAUCAACGACAAAAGGAGAGACGAGCUCAGGAAUUGCAUGAGCGGUGCAAUGGCUAUCUCAUGUCAAGAAAGCUUGAAGCACUUGCUCAACAGCUUGUAGCAAUGGGAUUUUCUCAUGAUCGAGCUACAAUGGCUCUUAUAUUGAACGAUGGCAAAGUGGAGGAGUCUGUGGCAUGGCUUUUUGAUGGAGGUGAAGAAGCGGUUAAGCAUAAGGAAUCAACUGUGGGUGGUGGGAUCCUAAAAAUUGACAUAUCAGAAGAACUUGCACAAAUCGCGGAUAUGGAAAUCAGAUACAAGUGUACAAAGCAAGAGGUUGAAAGAGCAGUUGUUGCUGCGGAUGGUGAUCUUGAGAAAGCAGCCGAAUCCUUAAGAACCUUAAAGUUGGACCCACCUACUCCAUCAAAGCCAGAAGAAACUUGCAAUCCCCUGACUUCUAGUACUAGUAAGGUGGCGGUGACAAGUGGCCAAAACUUAUCUGCAAGACCACAACCGAAACAAAAUCCGUCUACUGUUAGACAGCUAAUAAGGGAUGAGAAGGAUUUAAAUUUUACGAAAGCAGCGGUCACAAUGGGAGUUUCUUCGGAAUCUGUGAGUAAAAGUUUCCAGCAUAUGAAGAGAAUACAACCAAAGAUGGAAUGGGCAAAACCGCAACUAAGUGAGGUGCCGGCUGAGAAAAGGUGGCUAAGUUCCGGAUCAAAUCCUUCGGCUUCUUAUUCUUUGGCAUCACCUUUGCAGGCAUCACCUCCACCAUCAAAGGUAGAAAGUCGUCAUGUGGCUGUUGCAAGUGAUUUUAAGAACCUUGUGCCAUCAAUUAGGGAACCGGUUAUAAUGAUGCAGCGAUCCCAAUCUGUAAAUACAAAACAGGUUCCAACUACAAGUAUAAGCACAUCCCCACCCGGAACCUCCUUUAUGUAUCCAGCCACUCGUGUUGAAAAUACAAAGUCUAAUGGCUUCAUACCCCAUAUUCCGAGUAGUAGAAGCUUUAAUUCCAACCAUUUGAGUUCAAGUCAGAUGCAUCACCAGAUUUACCAUCCGCAACAACAGCAUUUCACAUCCAGCAGUGGUCCUGGAGAUUCCCCAGGAACAAGCCGUGGAAAUGGUUUAUGGAGUAGGUCAGGCGCAUCACCAAUGCUUGCAGCUGCAUCUUCACUCGGACUAUUCACCGGUUUGGGUUCUACCACUUCAUCAGGAGCCUCUUCUCCAGUUGAUUGGAGCAGUGGUAGCUCAAUGGGGCAAUUGGACUAUACCAAUAUCGAUUGGAGCUUGAAUCGAGGGUUGUCUUCUUCGCCAAGUCCCGGUGGAAUCUGGUUAGGAUCAUCUACAUCUCCGAUGAAGAGCAUUCACAUGUAUUAUCCUAACACAAACGGAUUAAGUGCUAAACCAGCAAUGAGAUUGACACCAAAUGGAAAAGGUGUACAGAUUGUAGGGUUACCGGACGGUGGAGUGGCUCCGGCCGAAACUUCAACUGUGGGCUCACAAGAGUGGACUUCACCAUUUGAAGGGAAAGAUCUAUUUAGCUUACCCAGGCAAUAUGUUUCUUCUCCAUCAAUCUAGGAUUAAGGAGGAAAAAAAUGGUUUUAUGAAAUAAAAAUGAAAGAACAGACAAAAUUUGCCUGUGGAUUAUGUGUUA
This is a messenger RNA of Gossypium arboreum, 2269 nucleotides long. RefSeq lists its product as uncharacterized. The coding region runs from base 235 to 2193 and encodes 652 amino acids. The record is from RefSeq and is a predicted model, not a curated record. Lineage: Eukaryota; Viridiplantae; Streptophyta; Magnoliopsida; Malvales; Malvaceae. Gene Ontology annotation, molecular function: protein binding. The transcript has 2 exons.